GCUGAAGGUAGUUUUAUUGGUUUAUCUAAAACUUUUGAUAAGAACAGUAUUAUUGAAGAUGAAAUAUCUGUAAAAGGUAGUAUCACUUCUGAUGUAUGGCUCAAAUUAUUUACAUCAGGAUAUGGCUAGAGACUAUACACAAACAAUGUCACCACCCACGAGGGGAGCAGAUCGUGAAGAUUGA
This is a messenger RNA of Didymodactylos carnosus, 184 nucleotides long. The record is from the annotation of a GenBank genome assembly. NCBI's taxonomy places the organism in Eukaryota, Metazoa, Rotifera, Eurotatoria, Philodinida, Philodinidae.